UCUUGGGCAGACUUUUCAGUCCCUUUUAGUGCAUCAUGUCUGAACUUUUGCUGCCAGACCGCCCAGAGGAGCCCUUGCCCUCAGAUUGUUGUAAUAGUGGUUGCACGCCGUGCAUACUUGAUGUUUAUGAUGAUUUGGUAAAGGAGUGGGAAGAUAAGUGCAAUCGUUUGAAAUUGGGUGCUGCUGGAUUUGAUGUGAAUAGAUCUUUUAAUGAACCUGCUCUGUUUCAGACCAAGUACAGCCCUUUCAGAAUAGCUUUUAUCAAACCUUUAUCAAAUGACACUAGUAUAUUCCGCUUCCAAGCAGUUAAAAAAGAUAGUGACUCUGAUGAAAUGUCGUACAGAGACCUAGAAACCAAUUUGGAUUUAAAACCUUCACAGUAUUUAAUAUUACAAGGGAAAGACACUGUAGAAGGCAAAGAAAAUCAUUUUACUAGAGCAUAUACACCUAUUUCAACUAGUAAGGGGUGUUUUGAUGUUGUUAUUAAAAUGUAUCCUAAAGGCAAAAUGUCUCAGUUUAUACAGAAGUUGGUUCUAGGAAACAUAACCUUUUGGCGGGGGCCUUAUGGAGGGUUUAGUUAUGAGCCUAACAAGUUUAGACGCCUUCUAAUGCUCUGUGCUGGCACAGGCAUAGCACCUUUGUACUCUCUAGCCUCCAAUAUUGUUAACAAUGAGGAGGAUGAAACAACAAUUAAAAUUUUAUUCUGUUGUAAAGAUGAGGCCAACAUAAUUUUAAGAGAGGAAAUCCAUUCCCUUCGGUCUUUUUGGAACUUCAGUGCUGACAUUUAUCUACCCCAUAGUUGUGCAAGUACCUGUAAACCUUUGUAUGGAGAGACAUUAAAGACUGGUCGUUUGGGCCAAGAUGCAAUUGCAUCCGAGUUAAAAUGUAAUAGCACUAAUACUUGGGUUCUCAUUUGUGGGAAUCCAGAGUUUUGCAAAGAAAUGCAUCAGUUUGUUAGCAAGUGUAGUAUAAAGGCUGAACAUAUACACAUUUUUGAUUAAAGUUUAUGUAAUUUUGGUAACAGUUAAUGAUUUAAAUUAAAGCUUUGAUCUGUAAA
This is a messenger RNA of Thrips palmi, 1057 nucleotides long. RefSeq names its product NADH-cytochrome b5 reductase-like. The record is from RefSeq and is a predicted model, not a curated record. Gene Ontology annotation, molecular function: oxidoreductase activity. NCBI's taxonomy places the organism in Eukaryota, Metazoa, Arthropoda, Insecta, Thysanoptera, Thripidae. The transcript has a single exon. The coding region runs from base 36 to 1001 and encodes 321 amino acids.